Nicotiana attenuata is the source of this 738-nucleotide messenger RNA. RefSeq lists its product as uncharacterized. Lineage: Eukaryota; Viridiplantae; Streptophyta; Magnoliopsida; Solanales; Solanaceae. The transcript has a single exon. The coding region runs from base 1 to 738 and encodes 245 amino acids. The record is from RefSeq and is a predicted model, not a curated record.
AUGAAGGAUCUAGGAGAACUUAAGUUUUUUCUGGGAAUAGAAGUUGCAAGAUCAAAAGAUGGAAUCAUUAUGAGCCAAAGGAAGUAUGCUUUGGAGUUGAUAUCUGAAAUGGGACUUGCAGGUGCUAAACCUGCAGGAACACCUCUUGAGUCCAAUUUGAAGCUUACAUCUGUGGAGUAUGACACUGCUGUAGGAACCUCUAAGUGUGAAGAUAAGCUGAUUGAAGAUAUAGGUGCAUACCAAACACUAGUAGGGAGGCUAUUAUAUCUUACAAUGACCAGGAUUGACAUAGCAUUUGCAGUACAGACAUUAAGUCAGUAUAUGCACAAGCCAAAGCAAUCUCACUGGGAAGCUGCUCUGAGAGUUGUGAAGUAUGUUAAGACUUCUCCAGGUCUUGGCCUACUAAUGCCUUCAGAAGGCACAGACAAACUAAGAGCAUAUUGUGACUCAGACUGGGGUGGAUGCUUACAGACUAGGAAAUCAAUAACAGGGUACCUAGUUAAGUUUGGGAAUGCCUUGAUCUCGUGGAAGUCUAAGAAACAAGAUACAGUUGCAAGAAGCUCUGCUGAAGCUGAAUUCAGAAGUAUCGCAUCCACAGUUGCUGAAAUAACCUGGCUCAUAAGACUCUUCAAUGAGCUGGAGGUUGAUGUAAGUCUACCAGUUGAUCUCUUUUGUGACAGCAAAGCUGCAAUCCAAAUUGCAGCUUAUCCUAUCUUUCACGAGGGACUAAACACAUAG